Vespa velutina is the source of this 1116-nucleotide messenger RNA. RefSeq lists its product as uncharacterized. Gene Ontology annotation, molecular function: serine hydrolase activity. The transcript has 3 exons. Bases 74 to 604 code for a protein of 176 amino acids. NCBI's taxonomy places the organism in Eukaryota, Metazoa, Arthropoda, Insecta, Hymenoptera, Vespidae. The record is from RefSeq and is a predicted model, not a curated record.
UACAUUUUACUUGUAGAUAAUUGCAGCAGAUUUGUUGACAUUCUUAGAAGAAAAUCAGGAUUAUCAACAAAUUAUGCUGCAUGGAUUUUCUGUGGCUGGCUAUUUAUGGGGCGAAGUUUUAACUUAUGUACAUAGCAAUCGUGAAAAAUAUAAUAAUGUUAUUGAUAGAAUUAUUGGUCAUGUAUGGGACAGUGCUGCAGAUAUUAGUGAAUUUGUUAUAGGCACGCCACGUGCUAUAUUUCCUAAAAAUCCUUUGUUGCAAUCUAUAAUACAAAAAUAUUUAAUCUAUCAUAUGAAAGCAUUUUACAAGCAAUCUACACAGUAUUACCUUCGCUCUAGUCAGAUGUUUCAUACAAAUUUGAUACGGAGUCCAGCACUUUUUCUUGUAAGUAAUGUAGAUCCUGUGGGACCAGUAAGUAGUAAUAUGAGGGUAAGAGAUUCAUGGGAUUCCUUAGGUGUAAAGACUUAUGUCAAAAUAUUUGAUGGAUCACCCCAUGUAGGACAUUAUCGGAAAUAUCCAAAAGAAUAUAUAGCAGAACUUCAUGCAUUUUUAAGGAUGUUAAACUUAAUCAAGAAUAAAGAUAAAAUUACAGCCCAAGGCUAAACUGAAAUAGAUCAUUGAAUAUAAAUAUUAUUAAUAUCUUUAUAUUCAUCUAUGUCUAUAUGAUAUAUACCAUCAAUUGUUAUUUAAUACCCAUAUAUACAAUUUACUAAUAUUAUUUUUGCUAUGUCACUUUAAAAAUCAAUCAAUUUAAUAUAUAAUCAAUAUUAAUAUAGAAAAAUUCUUACUUUUAAGAAAUAAGAGGUAUAUAUAAUCUCAUUAAUGGAAUAUAUUGUGUAUCGUCUAUAUAGAGUAAAAUGAUCGUAAUUACUUAAGGCGAAAGGAUACAUUAAAAUAAUAAGUAUUUCCGAGACUGAACAUAUUCGUAAUUAUUUUAAACUAACGUCUUUGUAAUAUAUUUUUGCAAAAAAUGUAUUAAAAUAUUUGUAAAUUUUAUUAAAUUCGUAAUUACGAAUGAUUUUGUACCUUUUUUAUAAUACAAAUCAUCGUUUUAAAUACUAAUAUAUACUUUAUACAGUCAACUUUAUUUAUAUUAUUAAAAAUGUGUAAUUCAA